AUGACCACCAGAGCUAUCGUAAAAUCCGUUCUAUCAGGAGAUACAGUGAUUAUAAGACCGAAAGAAGCUCCCGCAAAAGGUCAACCAGCUAAAGAAAAACUCUUACAUCUCGCCGGUAUACAAUCACCUCGAUUAGGAUCAACAACUCGAGAAGAUGAGCCAUUCGCAUUUUCAGCAAGAGAAUAUCUAAGAGCAUUGUUGGUAGGCAAAGAGGUAGCAUACAAUGUCACGCAUAGUGUAUCGGGAUCAGGUCAAGAGAGAGAAUUCGUAUCGCUUUUCAUCGCUCCUGCUGGACCAGGUCAACCUCCUCAAGAUGUAGCUACACUGGUGGUGUCGAACGGUUGGGCAAAGUUGAGAGAUGGUAUGGGUGAAGGUGAAGAGGCUGUGAGACGAUUGGGUGCGGAAGAAGCCAAAAAGAGAGAACAACUUAGAGCAGUAGAAGAUCAAGCUAAGAGUGAAGGCAAAGGAUUAUGGGCUGAACAACCUGAAAGCCAAAGGACGGUGUCAUUCCAAAUGCCCGGUGAUCCUCACGCCUUUGUCGCUGAGCAUAAAGAUAAUGAUAUAGAUGCUAUUGUCGAGGGUGUCAGGGAUGGUACUCAAUUACGUGUUCGAUUGUUACUCGAUAAGGGUAAUCAUCAAUUCAUCAACCUCGUUCUGGCUGGUGCGAAGGCCCCAAGAGCAUCGUCAGGUCGAGACAACGAUACCUCGUCAGCGGAACCAUGGGGUGAAGAAGCAAAAUUCUUUACGGAGGUUAGAAUGCUCCAAAGAUCCAUUAAAGUCCGACUUCUCUCUGCGCCAGUAUCAUUAGGCGCAAUCCCAUUCCAAUCUGGUCCUACACCUGCCGGAGCCACUAAAUCUGCAAACGAGACCAACGGCUUGCCUGCACCUACUUCGGCGGGUGCAAGUAUAAUCAUCGGUAUUGCCAAACACCCUAAUGGAAAUAUCGCCGAAUUCCUAUGUGGAGCAGGAUUAGCUAAAGUUAUCGAUUGGCACGCAGGUAUUUUAGCUCCUCAUGGUGGAUUGGACCGAUUCCGAGCAGCUGAAAAAUCAGCUAAAGACAAGAAGCUGGGAUUGUGGGAAUCAUACGGUACCACCAAAUCUAAUGGAACGACCAAUGGAACUUCUACACCUGUUUCCAAUACAAAGGGCAAUGAAUUUGAUGCUACCGUGGUGAGGAUCUGGGGUUCAGACCAAUUGAGUGUUAUACCCAAAGGAGAUGGACAGAAGGAAAGGAGAUUGCAACUUGCUUCCGUCAGGGGACCAAGAGGGACAGAUCCCAAAUCUACCUAUUGGGCGAAUGAAGCUAAAGAAUUCCUUCGAAAGCGACUCAUCGGAAAGACCGUUCAUGUUCAUAUCGAUUAUGUCAAGCCCCGCGAAGGUGAAUAUGAAGAGCGGGAAUGUGUAACUAUCACUUAUGGAAAUGCGAACAACAAUAUCGCCGAGCAGCUCAUCGAGAAAGGUCUCGCUACCGUGUUGAGACAUAAGAGAGACGAUGAAGAUCGAUCGAUGGAAUUGGACAAACUCAUUGUUGCUGAGCAGACAGCCGUAGCAGAUACGAAAGGUAUCCAUUCGGCCAAAGAGGUCUCAUUACCACGUAUUGUAGAUGCUUCAGAAUCAGCUUCUAGAGCCUCAUCGUACCUCACUCAGUGGAAGAGACAAGGUAGACAUUCUGCUGUGGUAGAUUUUGUCUCGGCUGGAUCUAGGUUCAAGUUGUUCAUGCCUAAGGAGAAUACAAAAGUCACCUUCGUACUUGCUGGUAUAAGAGCACCCAGGACCGCUAGAAAUGCCUCCGAGAAAUCUGAACCGUAUGGACCUGAGUCAUUAAGAUUCGCUAGUAAAUACAUGCAAAGGGAUGUUGAUAUCGCAUUCGACUCAACUGAUAAAUCUGGUGGAUUCAUCGGAGCCAUGUAUGCCGGUGGGAACACCAAUGUAGCUGUUGAACUUGUCAGAGAAGGUCUGGCCACUGUCCAUCAAUAUUCUGCCGACUCAUUGCCUUUCGGAAGGGAACUGUCAGCAGCUGAAGAAGAAGCCAAAGCAGCUAAGAAAAAUAUCUGGUCAACAUAUACUGAGGAAGAUACUACAACUACCAAAACGGUUGACGAAUCCGGCGCGUUGGCACCUGAUUAUCUGGAUGUAUACGUAUCCAGUGUGAAAGAGGAUCCUUUCUCUUUCUCCGUACAGAUCUUGGAUAAAGAUAGCGUAGCAUCUUUGGAGAAAUUGAUGUCUGAUUUCUCAUUGCAUCAUAAACAACCUACCAGUAACUCACCGGCUGGAUUCUCACCCAAGACUGGGGAUUUGGUAUCUGCCAAAUUCAGUGAGGAUAAUCAAUGGUACCGAGCCAAAGUUAAGAAAGCCUCAGCGUUGAAGAAAGAAGCUCAAUUGUAUUUUAUCGAUUAUGGGAAUGAAGAGACUUUACCUUUCUCCAGGAUUAGACCGCUGGAUAGUAAAUUUAAGGGAUUGCCUGGACAAGCCAAGGAAGCUAGAUUGAGUUUCGUCAAGCUUGUCCCUCGUUCGUCAGAGUACGGUUCCGACGCCCUAAGGCGAUUCAACUAUUUCACCGAGAACCGUAAACUGGUAGCCAACAUUGAUCAGAAAGAAGGCAACUUGUUACAUCUUAGAUUGAUCGAUCCUUCUGAUCCUAAUGCUGCGGACGAUCCUUUGGCUUGUAUCAAUGCGGAUCUAGUCAGAGAGGGUUUGGCAACAAUUGAUAAAUCAGUUAGAUACCUUAAUGCUUAUCCACAGGUCAAGAGGAAACUUGAAGAUGCUAUGGAAGGUGCAAAGAGAGAUAGACUUGGUAUUUUCGAGUGA
This is a messenger RNA of Kwoniella botswanensis, 2808 nucleotides long. RefSeq lists its product as uncharacterized. The record is from RefSeq and is a predicted model, not a curated record. Gene Ontology annotation, molecular function: RNA binding; nuclease activity. Bases 1 to 2808 code for a protein of 935 amino acids. Gene Ontology annotation, biological process: mRNA catabolic process; regulatory ncRNA-mediated gene silencing. Gene Ontology annotation, cellular component: nucleus; RISC complex; cytosol. NCBI's taxonomy places the organism in Eukaryota, Fungi, Basidiomycota, Tremellomycetes, Tremellales, Cryptococcaceae. The transcript is spliced from 25 exons.